This is a messenger RNA of Gordionus sp. m RMFG-2023, 973 nucleotides long. RefSeq names its product phosphopantothenoylcysteine decarboxylase-like. Gene Ontology annotation, molecular function: phosphopantothenoylcysteine decarboxylase activity; FMN binding. Lineage: Eukaryota; Metazoa; Nematomorpha; Gordioida; Chordodea; Parachordodidae. Gene Ontology annotation, biological process: coenzyme A biosynthetic process. The transcript has 4 exons. The record is from RefSeq and is a predicted model, not a curated record. Gene Ontology annotation, cellular component: phosphopantothenoylcysteine decarboxylase complex. Bases 241 to 870 code for a protein of 209 amino acids.
CAAAAAUAAAAUAUUUUUACGCGACUUCAAAUGACCGAUAUAAGGACUUGAGCCACAAGCAUUCCCUCCCCUUCUACCCCCUCAAGUGUGGCCACAGCUGUGAUUUUUAUAAACAAAUUUAAGAAAAUUUUCCGAGUUUAAGAAAUGACAUGUCGAAUCGAACAACACGAUAAAGACCGGAUAUAAGAAAAAACCUUUCCAUCUCAUCUGGAUGCAACAGGACAGUUUUUCUAUCCAGAGAUGAUGAAUAAUUCUCCGGAAGUUUCCCUCAAUAUAUUGAUUGGAGUGACAGGAAGCGUAGCCGCAAUCAAAGUCCCGGAAUUGUUAAAAUGUCUCGAAACGAGGUUGAAUGCUAUCAAUAAAAAAAAUUGUAUCAAAAUAGUAGCGACGGAUAAAGCGCUUCAAUUUUUUUCUCCUCACACCCUCGCUAACCAGGAUUCGCAACCUUAUAAAGUCUACAAGGAUUGUGAUGAAUGGGACCACUGGAAGACCAGAGGUGAUCCAAUCCUACAUAUAGAGCUGAGAGAUUGGGCUGACAUAUUUCUGAUUGCCCCUCUAGACGCUAAUACCUUAGCCAAGGUGGCAAAUGGGUUAUCCGACAAUCUACUAACCUGCAUAAUCCGAGCAUGGGACAUUAGCGCCACAUUUCAAAAGCAGAAAAUAGUUCUAUUCGCCCCGGCUAUGAACACAAAAAUGUGGACGCAUCCUAUCACGGUCAAACAAAUUUGCGUGGUGACCCAAGAAUUUGGAUUCAAACAGAUCCAGCCCAUAGAUAAAGUUUUGAUGUGCGGAGAUGUAGGUAUGGGAGCCAUGGAGGAACCGGAAAUGAUCGUGAGCAGAAUAAUCUCGGAGUUACAAAACUUUGAUUGACUCUAUCUUAUUCGAUAUUUGUCAAAUACCCUUUUCCGCCCAAACUAUGUGAUGUUGUUCUUAGAAAAUUAACCAUAACGCUGGUUUGUAUAAUAUAUCGAUA